AUGGACCACGGCAUUUGCAGCUUUACAUUUAUGAUGGUGAUCAAACGUUGUCUCACAGGAUCUAGAGACCGGCCACAAUUUGACCUCCUAUCGGACUUAUUCCCUGAAUCAACUAUUAUCAAUCCAACAAACGACGACCUCAUAGAAUUACUUUGCUUGCAACUGGAGAUAAUUGAUCCCCGUUUAUUCGAGAUCGAAUGGGUCAGGAUCUCUAAGCCUUAUCCAAUUAGUUUAACUCUAAGACAAAUAAGGAACAUAUUGUUCAUAGAUUAUGUGGACCCAGAUUGCUUCAAUGUGGCUGUGCGUGUACUAGCGAGCCACCCAUCAAACUUAUGUAGAGAUCAACUGGUUCACUUAAUGGAUCUGAAGUUUUGCACGAUGUCCAAAUUUGCACGAGACGCGGGUUGUCGUGAAAUGUUAGACGUUGAACAGCUGGCACAAUUGUUUCGUAGCUGGCCUGGCUGCAUCGACGAGUACCAUAUCUCAGAUUGUGACACGAUUUAUUUGCCUUAUGAAAUUUAUGGGCUAUAUAUGUUGUUCGUCUUCAACCUUCAAAAAAAAAUUGUCUAUAUUUUGAAUCCGCUUCCAAUACAAUCUUGGGGAGAGCAUUUAUUUAAAACUAUGGAAAUAGGUAAAAACAACCUUGCCGUCGAAGUUGCAAACCCUGGAUGGAACGAUGAUAUAUGUAAAUGGGAAUGCAAAGUUUCUGAUGUUAUUCCAAGGAACUAUCACGGGUACGAAGACGACUUCUUGCUCAAACAAUGA
Messenger RNA from Brachypodium distachyon (stiff brome), 765 nucleotides. RefSeq lists its product as uncharacterized. Bases 1 to 765 code for a protein of 254 amino acids. NCBI's taxonomy places the organism in Eukaryota, Viridiplantae, Streptophyta, Magnoliopsida, Poales, Poaceae. The record is from RefSeq and is a predicted model, not a curated record. The transcript is spliced from 6 exons.